Gloeophyllum trabeum ATCC 11539 is the source of this 2496-nucleotide messenger RNA. Its product is annotated as delta 9-fatty acid desaturase protein. The record is from RefSeq and is a predicted model, not a curated record. Gene Ontology annotation, cellular component: endoplasmic reticulum membrane. The coding region runs from base 97 to 1479 and encodes 460 amino acids. Gene Ontology annotation, biological process: unsaturated fatty acid biosynthetic process. Gene Ontology annotation, molecular function: heme binding; iron ion binding; stearoyl-CoA 9-desaturase activity. NCBI's taxonomy places the organism in Eukaryota, Fungi, Basidiomycota, Agaricomycetes, Gloeophyllales, Gloeophyllaceae. The transcript is spliced from 8 exons.
GUGCGAAGUGCUACUAUCCAGUCACUUCGGGGUGCAACCUCUCCUUCCAUCUGGUUCUGCUAGAGCUUCUUUGGAGUACACGGGACGCAGGCCAAGAUGAAACCAACGAGUACUGUGUCGUCUACUUCUACUGAUGACGACGUUCCGAAGAACUACGUACAACACAUUCUGAGGACGCAAAAGCAGUUACCGCCAGUAACUUGGCACAAUUGGUGGAAGGAGUUGCAAUGGAUCAACGUCCUCGUCCUUACCAUAACUCCGUGUCUCGCGAUCUACGGCGCCUACACCACAAAGCUGACGCGGGAGACUGCCAUCCUCAGUAUUGUCUACUACUUCAUCACCGGACUUGGCAUCACCGCAGGCUACCACCGCCUGUGGUCUCAUCGCUCAUACAACGCUUCCAAGCCGCUCGAAUACUUCCUCGCUUUAGCCGGCGCGGGUGCUGUUCAGGGCGCGAUCAAAUGGUGGUGCCGCGGGCACCGCGCACACCACCGCUACACGGACACCGAGCUCGACCCGUAUUCAGCCCAGCGCGGAUUCCUAUGGUCGCAUCUCGGCUGGAUGGUGGUCAAGCCACGGAGGAAGAUUGGUGCGGCGGAUGUUAGUGAUCUGAGCAAGAGUGCGGUUGUACAGUGGCAGUAUAAGUACUAUUUGUGGUUGAUGCUGGGCAUGGGGUAUACGUUUCCUGCUGUGGUCGCUGGGCUAUGCUGGGGUGACUGGAGAGGCGGGUUCUUCUACGCGGGUGCAUUGCGCUUAACGUUCGUCCAGCACUCUACGUUCUGCGUGAAUUCUCUGGCUCACUGGCUAGGAGAAUCUCCCUUCGACGACAAGCACACCCCGAAGGACCACGUCCUCACCGCGUUGGUCACGGUCGGCGAAGGCUACCAUAACUUCCACCACCAGUUUCCCAUGGACUACCGCAACGCGAUCAAGUGGUACCAGUACGACCCGACGAAGUGGUUCAUCGCUGCCUGCAAGAUUAUCGGACUUGCAUCUCAUUUGAAGACUUUCCCGGACAAUGAAGUCAAGAAGGGACAAUUGACCAUGCAGCUCAAGCGCCUGCGUGAGGUCCAAGACCAAAUCCACUGGGCGUCCGAUAUCAAGGAGCUCCCUGUCAUCACCUGGGAUACUUUCCAGGAACAAUCCGCCCAUCGCCCCCUCGUCCUCAUCGCAGGCAUUAUCCACGAUAUUUCGCCCUUCCUCGACAACCACCCCGGUGGCCGGCACCUACUCGUGCGGUUUCUCGGCAAGGACGCGACGGCUGCCUUCUUCGGUGGUGUGUACGAUCAUUCGAAUGCCGCUCACAACUUGCUGUCGAUGUACCGGGUCGCGAUACUGGAGCAUGGAUACCAGCAAGGCGUGGAAGAGAAAGUUGUGCCUCCGGCGCAGAGGCUGCGGAUCUUACGUUAUAAUGAGAUGGGCUAUGGGAGUUCCUCAGAUGAGACCUUGGUGGGGGACGAGGAAGUGAAACUGUUGUAAAAGCAUAAAUCGGAUUGUCACAUCUCGUUAGCACGAGAACGGCAGGCAAUGAUGUAGAAUGGAUAAUGUUACUGCUCACUCAUCAGCUUCCUGGAAUUCUGGCAACCGCAUUCAAUGGUUGUAAGUCGAGACAAUUACGUUCCCUGUGAGGUGACUAUAUAAGGUGAGAGGUAACAAUAUUGACUCAGAACUGAGAAGCUCAAGAACUUCUACCAAGCUUGAAACGCGAAACGACCUUUCCGAUCUUCACGCAAACCUCGGUCACCUCGAAGCUUCCAACAUGAGGCGACGCCAAUUGCGAAGCGAAAGCAGAGUUAAGUUUGGGUACCAGGUCUACGGGGAGUGCCGGGAUUGUGGGGAAGGCGCUGGCGUCUCGGUUCUGCGACGGGGAUUGCAGAUGGCCUUCAAUGCGAGAGGUCGAGAUGGCCGAAUGUGAUUCAUCGGCGACUGGCGCAGAAGACAAGAGAGCCCAAGCAAAGGAGGCAUGAAAUCGUGGUUCCGAGUAGAACGAUUUCUGGCGGAGGAGCUGGAGGUGAGGCGUCAAGGCUGCGGACAGCUUCGAGAGCUCAGUGUGGCCGGCUCCGACCUCGAGGGUCAGGAAUAUGCGAGUUUGCUCGUCAUUCGUAAGGUUAGAAAAUAUGGCAAACGACGCAGAGAACGAGGAAUGAGAUAGUGUGAUUGACCUGACAGCGCGCGUCAGCUCGUCACGCUGAUGAGCCCGAAGAAAGAUGGGUCGGGAGAGAGAUACGUGCAGUUCGUGCGGCACACUUGGGUCAAACGCUGAUUCAACACAUGAAGUAUCACUGGCUUUCUCCGACUUGAGGCCUCUGAAAGACGCGUCUAUAGGAUGUAGGAUAGGCACGCUCUUCUUCGCCUCUUUGUAUGCUUUCCUCACCAGCCUGAGCAACUUACUCGCUGGUUCCAAGAUCACUGGCACGUAAACAUACGCCGCAUAUUGGCCCUCAAUGUAAGGUGCGGUCCUAAUCCUCCCUUGAUGUAGUGCUGGAUUGUCGACCG